Anopheles coluzzii is the source of this 1822-nucleotide messenger RNA. It is a transcript of the gene SamDC, whose product is annotated as S-adenosylmethionine decarboxylase proenzyme. Lineage: Eukaryota; Metazoa; Arthropoda; Insecta; Diptera; Culicidae. The transcript has 8 exons. Gene Ontology annotation, biological process: spermine biosynthetic process; spermidine biosynthetic process. Bases 628 to 1818 code for a protein of 396 amino acids. Gene Ontology annotation, molecular function: adenosylmethionine decarboxylase activity. The record is from RefSeq and is a predicted model, not a curated record. Gene Ontology annotation, cellular component: cytosol.
CUCGACGGUUCAGUCUUCGUUUUUCUCGUGCGUAGAAAAGACUCACCCCUCCCGCACAGCGUCCUCUCUCUCGCGGCUGAGAUCGAUUUUUCUUAGCAGCAGCAGCAGCAGCAGCAAGCAAAAGUGCAAAAGCGCAAAGAAACAAAACGGGAAAAUAGCGACAAAAGCGAGUGGUCCCUAUUUUCCUUACCUCCCUCGUUAGUUUUUGGUGAAAGUGCAUUAGUUUAUCUUUAUUUCUAUCCCGGUUAAUUCCCGCACACACUCAUACUUCCACAUUUACACACACCCAUACUUGGUACGUUCGAUUUUUUGCAACCGACGACGCGUCGAACGGAUUCUUCUAGACUAAAUAGAAGGAAGGAAAGGAACGUGCAAGUCUGUGGCCGUUUUUUUUUGUUUGUUUGAAAUCACUUCAACUUCACACACACUCCGUGUCCGUGCCGUUUUGCCCAUUUUAUCCCAAAUGGACCCGAGUAAGGUUUUGGGAUAAAUAUUACUUCACAACCAAAAAAAAAAAGGCUCUCUCUACGACCGCCGUCAAACGGUGAAUUCGCGUCAUCAAGCGAGAAAGGAGAGUGAGAGCAAGCGGAAGCGCGCUAAAACAAAGCAAGUUGUACACCAGACAGAAUGGCGGAGUCGGAGGACUUAAGUAAUAGCAGUAGUAAUAGUAGUAGCAGGGAGGAUAUGCACUUUUUCGAAGGUGUGGAAAAGCUGCUGGAAAUCUGGUUCGAACCGUCGACAGCGUGCAAGAAUGCCGAUCUGCGAAAGAUCCCCAGACCGAUGUGGGAUGCACUGCUGAAAACCGUACGAUGCGAAAUCAUCAGCUUCACCAGAAACGACCAGAUCGAUGCUUAUGUGCUCAGCGAAAGCAGCAUGUUCGUGUCGAAGCGUCGCUGGAUACUGAAGACGUGCGGUACCACGACGCCGCUGCAGUGCUUCGAGCCACUGUUACGCCUGGCCGCCGAAAUUGCCGGCUACACCGAGAUCGAGGAUCUGUUCUACUCGCGCAAAAACUACAAGCGCCCGGAGCUGCAGGUGUCGCCGCACCGCGGCUUCGACGAGGAGGUCGCCUUUCUCGACUCGUUCUUUGACGACGGGCGCGCCUACAGCCUCGGUGCGAUCAAUCGCGACUGCUGGCAUCUGUACACGCUGAGCCGCGGGGGAGGGGGCUCCAAAAUUCUCAAACGCAACAACCAUCUCCAUCAGCUGAUGGAGCAGCACCAUUCGCAACAGCUGCAGCAGCAGCAGCAGGAGGACGAUGAUGUGCAGCAACUCGACGCUCAGCUCAUUGAAGCAUCGAUGCAGCCCGAUCCGGAUCAGACGAUCGAGAUACUGAUGACGGAUCUGGACCCGAGCGUGAUGGCCAUCUUCACCAAGGAUGUCUGCACGACCGCCAAGGAGGCGACCCAGAAAUCGGGCAUUCAUCGUCUGCUGCCGGGUAUGGUCAUCGAUGAUUAUCUGUUCGAUCCGUGCGGUUAUUCCAUGAACGGCAUCUCCAAGAAUUGUGGAAAGAAGUACAAAGAGGGAUGUUACAUGACCAUCCACAUCACGCCGGAACGUGAGUUUUCGUACGUCAGCUUCGAGAGCAAUGUCGCGUCGUCGGAUUACGGCGAGCUGAUCAAGCGCGUCACCCGCACGUUCCAGCCGGGCAAGUUCAUCGUGACCGUGUUUGCGAACAAGACAUCUAUUGCUGCGAACGCCAACCGGGAGAUCGAGCAUUUGGGCACGAUCGAUCAGUGGAAGCGUCGCGACAUACAGUACUCGCGCUUCGCCAGCUACGACCUUACGUACGCCCAAUACUGCAAAUACCCUAGCUGAGGUU